This is a messenger RNA of Anolis sagrei ordinatus, 2066 nucleotides long. RefSeq names its product vomeronasal type-2 receptor 26-like. Gene Ontology annotation, molecular function: G protein-coupled receptor activity. The record is from RefSeq and is a predicted model, not a curated record. Gene Ontology annotation, cellular component: plasma membrane. Gene Ontology annotation, biological process: G protein-coupled receptor signaling pathway. Lineage: Eukaryota; Metazoa; Chordata; Lepidosauria; Squamata; Anolidae.
AUGGAGGUCAGCUAUGGUGUCACCUCCAGGGACUCUGAACAGAACGCUGUCUUCCCCUUUUUCUACCAAAUGGUCCCCAAAGAAGAGAUCCUCUAUCCAGGGAUUGUCCACCUCCUCCAGCAUUUUGGCUGGACCUGGAUUGGUCUCUUUGCUCCAGACAACGACAACGGGGAAAGGUUCAUGCGUACCCUGAAGCCUCUGCUCAGCUCUCAUGGCAUCUGUGUGGCCAUCUCACAGCCCCUCCCGGAAAUGACUGUGCCCAAAGUGACGGUCACCUCCGUCUUCCUUUCCCUAUGGAGACAAGUUAAAGUAUUUGUCCUCUAUGGGGAGAACCGAUCCAUCCUUGGUGGAAUAUUCCUUGUGAAAAGGUUACUUGAACACAUGCUGGACUCCACUCUGGGGAAAGUCUGGAUCACCACUGCAUUGUGGGAUCUCAGCUCAGUCUUUUCCAUGGGUGCCUCCAAAUCACAGCAGAGCCAUUGGUUCUUUUCCUUUGCAAUCCAGAUGAAGAAGAGGCCAAAAUAUGAAGAGGUGGAUAGAAAACACUUCUUUUCUUACCAGGUGGAGCCUUUUUCCUGCACUUAUUCAAAACACGAGCGCUCUGUGAAGGGACGAAGGAGGUGCAAACAGAAAGGGGAGAUGCCUCUGAAUGUGCUUGAGCACAGCCUGACCCCGGACAGCUACAGUGUUUACCACAGUGUCCGGGCUGUAGCUUCUGCUGUCCAUGCAGCAAUGUCAUCCACAUCCAAGCGCAUGAGAAGACGCUUCAGAACAGACUAUUUGGGCUUUCCAGAACUGCAUCCAUGGCAGCUGGAUCCAUUCCUGAGGAACUUCAGUGUUUACAACUCUUCCAUGGAUGGGGUGCAUGUGGAUGAGAACAGAGAACUGUCAGCCAACUUUGACAUUCAGGGCACAAUAGUGUGGCCCAACAACAGCAUUGAGAAAAUGAAAUUUGGGAGUGUAGAGAGGCAGGAAUCGCUGGACCAAAGACUCACCAUUGAGGAGAGCGCCAUCAUGUGGCUUGCAGGGGCUAACAUGAGCCUCCCUGGUUCGAGAUGUGUGGAGAGCUGCCGCCCGGGGUUUGUCAAGGCAAUUCGUGAAGGGGAGCUUAUCUGCUGCUAUGACUGCCCUCCCUGCCCAGAAGGGACCAUCUCUACUCAAGAAGAUGCAGCUUCAUGCACCGAAUGCCCACCAGAUCGGCAUCCAAACAAGGACCAAAAUCGAUGCGUCCCCAAGGACAUCAGCUUCCUGUCCUACGAGGAAUCUCUGGGGAACAUCCUGGUGUCCAUUGCCCUCCUCUUGUCCAUAACCACGUGCAUUGUUUUUGGGGUCUUCAUUAAAAACCAAGAAACUCCCAUCGUCAAAGCCAACAACCGGGACCUCUCCUACGUUCUCCUGGUCUCUCUCUUGCUUUCCUUCUUGUCCUCUUUCCUCUUCAUUGGCCAGCCAAGUGAAGCAACCUGCCUUCUUCAACAAGUAGCCUUCAAUGUCAUCUUCUCAGUAGCUGUCUCUACCCUUUUGGCCAAAACCAUCACUGUGGUGCUGGCCUUCCUGGCCACAAGGCCUGGGAACAGGGUGAGGAGGUGGCUGGGGAAGACCUUGGCCUACAUCAUUGUCCUUUCCUGUUCCUCCAUCCAGGUUCUCAUCUGCUCCUUCUGGCUGGGCCUUUCCCCUCCAUUCCUGGACUCCGACAUGCACUCCCAGCCUGAGGAGAUCAUCUUGAAGUGUAACCAAGGGUCAACGGCCAUGUUCUGUGCUGCUCUGGGCUACCUGGGCUUCCUGGCCGGAGUCUGCUUCAUGGUGGCCUUCCUGGCCCGGAAGCUGCCAGGGUCCUUCAACGAGGCCCAGCUGAUCACCUUCAGCAUGCUGGUCUUCUGCAGUGUCUGGGUCUCCUUUGUGCCCACCUACCUGAGCACCAAGGGGAAGUACAUGGUGGCCGUGCAGGUCUUCUCCAUCCUGGCCUCAGGUGCUGGGCUCCUUGUAGGUAUCUUCCUCCCCAAGAGCUACAUCAUUCUCCUCAGACCAGACCUGAACACAAAGGAGCACCUGAAGAACUAAAACAUGGC